Sinocyclocheilus rhinocerous is the source of this 1598-nucleotide messenger RNA. RefSeq names its product retinal outer segment membrane protein 1b (gene rom1b). Gene Ontology annotation, cellular component: plasma membrane. Gene Ontology annotation, biological process: visual perception. The record is from RefSeq and is a predicted model, not a curated record. Lineage: Eukaryota; Metazoa; Chordata; Actinopteri; Cypriniformes; Cyprinidae. The transcript has 6 exons. Bases 104 to 1162 code for a protein of 352 amino acids.
CUAUAUCAUAUUUUUAAGACCUAGUCAAAAUGGCUGCCAAACUGUAGGAGGCAUAUUGAAGGCUCAGGGUCUGAAAGAAAGGGCACUCAAACAUUCUUGAAGCAUGGUGUUGUUAAAAAUAAAGUUCCCCUUCCAAAAGAGGGUGCGUCUGGCCCAGGGUCUCUGGCUGCUUUCAUGGGUGGCCAUGUUCUCUGGAGCCAUCACCUUUGCUAUAGGGGUCUUCCUCAAAACUGAGCUACAUCGCAGAUCAGAGGUAAUGCACAGUAUGGACAUCCACAUUGUGCCAAAUCUGCUGAUGGCAGUGGGGUUAGCAUCAGUGGGCAUCAACAUCUGUGCUGGUAAAGUCUGCCAGGACUCACUGGACACCUCCCGUUUCCCACGCUGGAAGACAUUUCUUCCUCCGUUCUUCUGCUUCUCUGUCUUCAUCACCUCCCUGCUGCUGGUGGCCAUGAUUCUGAGCUUUGCCCUGCAGCCCAGCCUGGAGGAGUCUCUGAAGAUUGGGCUGAAGAACGGCAUCCAAUUCUACAAGGAUACAGACACACCAGGCCGUUGCUUCCAGAAGGAGAUUAUUGAUCGUUUACAGAUUGAGUUCCAGUGCUGUGGUAAUACUAACUACAGGGACUGGUUUGAGGUGCAGUGGAUCAGCAGCCGCUACCUGGACUUCACAUCCAAAGAAGUGAAAGAUCGUGUGAGGAGUAACGUAGACGGCCGAUAUCUGUUGGAUGGGGUCCCAUUCAGCUGCUGUAACCCUGCCUCCCCCCGGCCCUGCAUCCAGUACAGUCUCCUGGACAACUCUGCCCAUUACAACUACGAGUACCAGACUGAAGAGCUGAACCUGUAUAACCAAGGUUGCCGCCAGGCCCUUGUCAGCUACUACAUGGGUUUAAUGAACACCAUCGGCCCUUGUGUUCUAUUUGAUUUCCUUCUCCAGAUGACCAUUCUGGUGAGUCUGCGCUAUCUGCAGACUGCAAUGGAGGGUGUGAUUGGACAGGAGAAUGUGGAGAUCGAGACAGAGGGAUACAUCCUGGAGAAGGGAGUGAAGGAGACAUUGCUGGAGACUAAAGAAAAGGUGAAGAAGCUCCUCCAGUUCGCUCAGGUGGGCGACGCAUCCGCUACGACCCCGGGCACACAGCCAGAUGAAGAAAAGCCAGCCACAGCCUAAAAGACCAGGUGUAAUUGUUUAUAAUGAGUGCUCAUGUGCACAUGAGUGCUAACUGUCCUUGAUUAUCAUCAGCCAAAGGGAAUACAUCAUCAUAAUUGCAAUGUAACAUUGUUACAUCAUUAUAUCGUUAAAUGGAGUCAUCAAGUUACCCAAAAAUUUGAGGUAAAAACCAGUAACCUCUUAAAACGCUGGAAACUGUUAAUGCAAAACCUGACAAUACCAAAAUACCCUUUUGACAAUUAUAUAUAAAGUGAAGAUGUAUAAAGAAGAGUUAAAGCAGAAAAUUCCAAGUAAAUGAAGGCAAUUAAAUAGUACAUUUCAUCACAUGCGGUCUGUAGAUGUUUUGCUGCUUCAUGCUUUGCUUAAAUAGACAAAAAUUAAGAGUUGAAAUUGCAAAAGAUACAUGCGAAAAAUAAAGAUUUGAGUUUUUAACUGA